Molecule: messenger RNA, 1731 nt
Organism: Aspergillus pseudotamarii
Lineage: Eukaryota; Fungi; Ascomycota; Eurotiomycetes; Eurotiales; Aspergillaceae
Gene: nop58
Product: RNA-processing protein NOP58
Exons: 3
Coding region: 1-1731 (576 amino acids)
Cellular component (GO): small-subunit processome; box C/D methylation guide snoRNP complex
Molecular function (GO): snoRNA binding
Source: RefSeq, a predicted model, not a curated record
AUGACGCUGUUUAUCCUCACCGAAACCAGCGCGGGCUAUGCCCUGCUCAAGGCUAAGGACAAGAAGCUUUUGAAGAGAGAUGACCUUGCUACUGAGGCUGCGACGGCAGAGGGUGUUUCGAACCUUGUGAAAUUGAAGAGUUUCCAGAAGUUCGACAGUGCUGCUACAGCCCUGGAGGAAGUCGCCUCCCUUGUUGAGGGCAAGGUUACCCCUCGUCUUGCCAGCCUUCUUGACGAGGUCAAGGACGAAAAGAAGGUCUCUUUGGCCGUUGCGGACCCGAAGCUUGGAAAUGCCAUUGGCAAGCUUCCCGGUCUCGAUAUUCAACUUAUCGCCGACUCGACCACCACUGAUAUCUACCGUGCUAUCCGUGAACAUCUCCCCACAUUAAUUCCAGGCCUCGCCCCUCAGGACAUGUCCACCAUGUCUCUUGGUCUUUCCCACUCCCUUGCCAGACAUAAGCUCAAGUUCUCUCCCGAUAAGAUUGAUACUAUGAUUGUACAAGCCAUUGGUCUGCUGGAUGAUUUGGAUAAGGAGCUCAACAACUAUGCUAUGCGUGUGAAGGAAUGGUACGGCUGGCACUUCCCCGAGCUGGCUAAGAUCCUCAACGACAACCUGGCCUACGCGAAACUCGUUCUGAAGAUGGGCAUGCGCACCAACUGGGAGUCUUCUGAUCUUGCUGAGAUUCUGCCCGAGGAGCUCGAGGGCUCUGUCAAGGCCGCCGCGGACCGCUCUAUGGGUACUGAGAUCAGUGAGGAGGAUUUGGAGAACAUUCAGGCUUUGGCUGAGCAGGUUGUUGGCUUCACGGAGUACCGUCAGCAACUUGCCGGUUAUUUGACCGCCCGUAUGAAUGCCAUUGCGCCUAACCUGACAGCUCUUGUUGGCGAAUUGGUCGGCGCGCGUCUUAUCGCCCACGCCGGUAGCUUGACCAACCUUUCCAAGAGCCCCGCCAGUACCCUCCAGAUUCUGGGAGCCGAGAAGGCCCUUUUCCGUGCCCUGAAGACCAAGCACGACACUCCUAAGUAUGGUCUCAUCUACCACGCCUCCCUUAUCGGUCAGGCUACUGGCAAGAACAAGGGUAAGAUGGCCAGAGUUCUCGCCGCCAAGGCCUCUCUUGGUCUUCGUGUGGAUGCCCUUGCCGAGUGGGAUGACGAUGCUACCGAGGAGGAUAAGGCUGCCCUGGGUACAGAGGCCCGUUUCAACCUUGAGAGGAAGUUGGCUGCCAUGGAAGGCAAGCCCCUCAAGCCCCGUGGUGUGAACAUUGCUCCCAACGGUACACCUGCACAGAAGUUCGAACUCAACGAGGCCAGGAAAUACAACGCUGAUGCCGAUGCUGUUGAUGAGCCUUCUUCUGCCAAGAAACAGAAGAAGCUUGUUGAAGAGGUCCAGGAUACCGAGAUGGCCGAUGCUGACUCUGAUGCAGAGGCUGACUCGUCUGAUGAGUCGGAAGAGGAAUCGAGCAAAAAGAAGUCCAAGAAGAGCAAGGACGCUGACCUUGAGAAGAUGGCCGAGAAGGCCGGAUUGAGCCUCAAGCGGUACAAGCGCAAGCUUGAGCGCGGCGAGAUCCAGUUCGAUGCCGAAGGCAACCCUAGCUCGGUCAGCAAGAAGGAUCUGAAGAAGGCUAAGAAGGAGGCCAAGAAAGCUGACAAGGGCGAGGAGAAGAAGCGCAAGCGGUCCGACGACAACGAGGACAACGAGAAGAAACAGAAGAAGAAGAAGAAGAAGGACGAGUAA